Messenger RNA from Vitis vinifera (wine grape), 1909 nucleotides. Its product is annotated as adenosylhomocysteinase-like. Gene Ontology annotation, cellular component: cytosol. Gene Ontology annotation, biological process: L-methionine cycle. Gene Ontology annotation, molecular function: adenosylhomocysteinase activity. The transcript has 2 exons. The coding region runs from base 101 to 1558 and encodes 485 amino acids. The record is from RefSeq and is a predicted model, not a curated record. NCBI's taxonomy places the organism in Eukaryota, Viridiplantae, Streptophyta, Magnoliopsida, Vitales, Vitaceae.
AGCACUCUCCCCAUCGUGUCCACAGCCCACUUCUCUCUCUUAUUUGCGUGAGAUCCAGAGAGUGAGUUUGUUAGAAAUUUGAUCGGUAUCAGCAGCAGCCAUGUCUUUGCUUGUUGAGAAGACCAGUUCUGGCCGGGAGUACAAGGUCAAGGACAUGUCUCAGGCGGACUUCGGCCGUCUGGAGAUCGAGCUUGCGGAGGUUGAGAUGCCAGGCCUCAUGUCUUGCAGGACUGAGUUCGGACCCCAGCAGCCAUUCAAGGGUGCCAAGAUCACUGGCUCACUCCACAUGACCAUCCAGACUGCCGUCCUUAUCGAGACCCUCACCGCCCUUGGCGCCGAGGUCCGCUGGUGCUCCUGCAAUAUCUUCUCCACCCAGGACCACGCCGCCGCUGCCAUUGCCCGCGACAGCGCCGCCGUCUUCGCCUGGAAGGGCGAGACCCUACAGGAGUACUGGUGGUGCACGGAGCGGGCCCUCGACUGGGGUCCCGGUGGCGGCCCCGAUCUCAUCGUGGACGACGGCGGCGACGCUACCUUGUUGAUCCACGAGGGGGUCAAGGCUGAGGAGGAGUACGCCAAGAGCGGCAAGUUACCGGACCCCUCCUCCACCGACAAUGCUGAGUUUCAGAUCGUUUUGACCAUUAUUAGGGACGGAUUGAAGACAGAUCCGAAGAGAUAUCACAAGAUGAAGGGGAGAUUGGUUGGUGUUUCUGAGGAGACCACCACCGGUGUUAAGAGGCUUUACCAGAUGCAAGCUAACGGCACUUUGCUUUUCCCUGCUAUUAAUGUCAAUGACUCUGUCACCAAGAGCAAGUUCGACAAUUUGUAUGGAUGCCGCCAUUCACUCCCUGAUGGGCUGAUGAGAGCUACGGACGUGAUGAUUGCCGGAAAGGUUGCAGUUGUAUGCGGAUACGGAGAUGUGGGCAAGGGCUGCGCUGCUGCCCUGAAGCAAGCUGGAGCCCGGGUGAUCGUGACGGAGAUAGAUCCGAUCUGUGCUCUGCAGGCCCUGAUGGAGGGUAUCCCGGUUCAAACCAUUGAGGAUGUCGUCUCUGAAGCAGACAUCUUCGUGACCACCACCGGUAACAAGGACAUCAUCAUGGUUGACCACAUGAGGAAGAUGAAGAACAAUGCAAUUGUUUGCAACAUUGGCCACUUCGACAACGAGAUUGACAUGUUAGGGCUGGAGACAUACCCGGGUGUGAAGAGAAUCACCAUCAAGCCCCAAACUGAUAGGUGGGUGUUCCCUGAUACCAAUUCGGGCAUCAUAGUGUUGGCAGAGGGGCGACUCAUGAACUUGGGUUGCGCCACUGGCCACCCCAGCUUUGUGAUGUCAUGCUCGUUCACCAACCAGGUGAUUGCACAGCUGGAGCUGUGGAAGGAGAAGGCCAGUGGCAAGUAUGAGAAGAAGGUGUAUGUGUUGCCAAAGCAUCUCGACGAGAAGGUUGCUGCGCUUCACCUUGGGAAGCUUGGGGCCAAGCUCACCAAGCUUAGCAAGGACCAGGCUGACUACAUCAGUGUGCCCAUUGAGGGUCCUUACAAGCCUCCUCACUACAGGUACUGAGAGAGAAGACCCACAGAUAUGUGGAUGGGCUUGAUUUGCCUUCUUUUACAAUCUGAUUUAUGUUAGAAUUAUAGGUUUGAUUUUUGCAUUUUUUUUUUCCUGUCAUGGGGGUUGUUUGGGGUUUGGGAAGAAAAAGAAGAGAGAGAAAAAACCGAGAUCGGUGUCUUCCGUUGAAGAAGAUGAGCAGAUGUGGGGAUUCAAUAAGGAUUGUGAUUGAGGGCUGUGUGUGAGAGAGUAUUCUGGUUAAAAACCAAAAAAGAGAGAAAAAAAUAUUUUAUAUGUCAGUUGUUUUCACUUAUGCUUUUCGUUUAUUUCAAGAUGAAAUAAGUCAAUUACACAAAUUACACAAAA